Messenger RNA from Schistosoma bovis, 4430 nucleotides. The record is from the annotation of a GenBank genome assembly. NCBI's taxonomy places the organism in Eukaryota, Metazoa, Platyhelminthes, Trematoda, Strigeidida, Schistosomatidae.
GAAUUUGUUUAGCUUUAUAGUUGUCAAGGUCUUUUGGUACUCGUUAUUAACCUUGAAUUUGGUGGAAAUUCAUCCCGUCAGAUGGAAUAUGUAUUUUCUAAUUAACACCAAUGCUAGUUUUUAAAAUGUUUACCGUGUAAUGCUAAUGUCUUGUUGAGAAAGCAUCAGAUCAAAACUUGGGAAAUAGCUCAAAAAAAAAAUAAUUAUAGCAUACACACAAAUACCGAAAGUAUAUAAAUGUUGAAGAAAUGAAAAGUGAAAACGGCAAAAAAUUCCUCGAUUCUACUGAUCAUAAUAAUUUCAGUCAAUUAACAACUAUUGAACAAGAUACUCAAUUUUCCAGUGUAGUACACAUAAUAUUUCCAAUUGGACAUUUAUAGAUACUUAACUAUAUAAAAUAAACGAUUGAAAUAUUCCAAUCAACAUGGUUUUUGGAAAACAAAAAUUAUCUCAAUUAUUUGAUUUUACCAAAUUUGCUGCUAUAAGUAAUGUUUCAUUAGAUCCUCGAAAAAUAAUGGAACGUAAUACUAAUCUUCAAAAGAUUUUAAAAAUAUUAGCUUUAAUUAUUUUGGUGAUCAGUUUUAUUGGACUAAUAAUUAUCAUUGUCUUGUAUAUUAUAAGUCAUAACAUUCCAGAUGUGUAUUCAGUGGUGAUUGAUGCAGGAUCAACUUCUUCAAAACUUCAUUUAUAUAAAUGGAUCGAUGAACCAUUUCGAUCAAAUGGAAAAGUUGAUGAAGUAACUAAUGAAAAAGUUUCUCCUGGCAUAUCAGCUUAUAUUAAUGAACCAAUUAAAGCUUAUGAAAUAUUAAAACCGAAACUUGUUAAAUUAACAAGUAAAUUAACAGUUGAACAAAAAAAGCGUACACCAAUUUAUUUGGCUGCGACUGCUGGUAUGCGAUUAAAAUUAAUUGAAGAUCCGUUAGGAAGUUUAGAUUUAUUCUCAGUACUUCGUCAUUAUUUUAAACAGUCUGGUUUUCAAAUUGAAACACCAAAUGAACGUAUUCGUUUAUUGUAUGGAUCAGAAGAAGGACUUUAUGGUUGGGUAUCAGUGAAUUAUAUUUUAGGUAAUAUUAAAGAAGGUAAACAAACAAAUCCUACUGAUACAGUUGGUUCUUUGGAUCUUGGUGGAGCUAGUACACAAAUUGCAUUUGUUCCUAGACAAUAUUCAACUAUACCAAAAGAACAUUUAAACUUUUAUCCACUCCGAUUAUAUGGAAAUGAUUUUUCAGUAUAUAGUCAUAGUUUUUUAUGCUAUGGAAAAUCGGAGUUUGAAAGACGUUUAAUGACUUCCAUUGCAGCACAAUUUCCUUUACAAAAUGAAAUUCCUAAUCCAUGUUUUCUUCAAGGCUAUAAAUCAGAUUUGUACAAUGCACUUGAGUGGUUCACUGGAAGUUGUUUAUCUGGAACUUAUGCAAAGAAAACAUUUUCUGAGGAAAUUUUCCGACCUCCUUGACUUAAUCCGUCUGUAUAUUUCAAAAAAGGUCAAUCUACUUAAGUAAAUGGGAAAAAUUCAAAUGUUCCUGUGAGAUGAAAAUAUUUUUCAACAGAUUUUCACCAUAAAAAUCUAACAUUUUCUGUAACUAGUAGUCAGUAGGCGUUUUAACAUUGACCUCAUAUGUAUAACGACUCACGUGCAAAUGAGUUUAGUCUCAUCUAACGCAGUUAAGCCCUUUUGCUAACUCAUUUAACGGACAAAGUCAUCCGCACUAUAACAACUUAUUGUACCCUUAUUAUUUUGUGCGUGUAUGAAAUACGUAUGCUUGAAUAUUGCUUACGGCCUACGCAUUUAUUCACUCUGCUAGUCUUACUACUAACUGAUUAUUUGAUUCGAUUACUCAUUCAUUUCACAUGCUAUAUAUAUAUGUCCAUGUUAUUCAUACUCACUCACACACACACUCUCGUCUCGCUCUUGCUAUGGCUCUCGCUCGCUUGCUUGCCUUUCGGCACAACUCUUCUAUGCUUGUUUAACGCAUCUGUACAUUUGGAUAUAUGUUUGUGGUCUCGUAAUAAACGUAAUCAACACUUCGUAUUUGCCUUCUGAUUAAUAAACCGUUGGGACGUUGUAUAGAACGGUUAUCAAGACGAGCUGUAUACGAAGUUUAAGGAUUAUAUCGAAUACCGACCACCACAUAUGUCAUCCAAUAUUGGAAAUGUUAAAUAUCUAUUUAGUAAGAGAUCAGGUCAUCAGACUAAGUGAUCAAUAUUUUGUUGUAAGUGACUUAUGAAGAUUGUGAAAUUUCAUAGUUCAUAUCAUGAACUGGUUUUAGUUAUACAACUACUAAAAAGUAGGAAGUGUCAGAAAACUGUUUCGUAUAAUGGUGAGAUUUUUCAUAAAUGCCCAUCUAUGACCCGACAGGGGGAACUAAAACCUCAGGCCUUUAGAAUACCAAGCAGGAAUUCAUAGGUCUACAUUUCUAACAUCAAUCAAUUCUUGAUAUUCCGUUCACUAUUGGGCCUGUAGGUUCUAUUAUUCGAUUCCCGGUAGAAUUGUGGAUGUGCACUACUGAGGAAUUUCAUACCGGGACAUAAUUGCUAUACGGUACUCCUUAGUUUUAAAUAGCUUUCGAACUAAAAUCAAUCCGUAAUGGAAACUAAUCAAUUUGUUUUUGUUUUUAAAAUAAUCCUUUGAAAGUUAUUGCUUGUUCUUCAGAUUUACAAAUUAAACUAUACACUUAUCUACAUUAAUCCACAGUUUACUGUUCUGUUUCCUGUAGUUAGUUACUUUAUCUAUUAAAUAUAUUAUGUUGUUGUUUUCUAUUUUUAAAGUUAUUUGUCAAUUAGUUUGACAAUGGUAUUGUAUUCAUUAUUCAUUAUUUAUGAUAGAUCUUAGUAAAACACAUGAUAAACACUUUUUUUUUCUCUUUAUACUUUAGAAUAUGAAUAGUUUUUCAUUUACCGGUAUAGGACAACCUAAUGAAUGUGUCAAUUAUAUCCAGAAACAUUUUCAAACGAAAUGCAAUUUUUCAUCAUGUUCAUUCAACAAUGUUUUUCAACCAGCUCCAUUUGGAAAGUUUUUGGUAAGCCAUUUUAUGUUAAUGUUUCUAUGUUAAUGUUCACAUAGGGACUUGCUAUCCUCCUUUGCUAGUGUUCGAGAGUUAUACGUUAUUAAGUGAAUUCAUCAGUCGAUUUAAGCUAGAUCACCAUUGAUAACCUGGAAACAUUGGAAGGCCGCCUCGUCUUAGUAUAGGACUCCUAAGAAGUGCGCACCGACGAUCCCGCAGAGGCUAAUGUGUGUGAGUGAACAAAUACAUAGGUGAAUUUAUGGUCAAACCCAAUCAAGGUGCAGCGAAGCACGCCAAAGGCUACUAUUAGGAUUCGAGAACAUACAUAUAUGGGGAUGAGGAUGACUCAUCGAGUAAUAUUUAAGCGACUAACAUUUAAGCUAGAGAGAAGUAUGUGCGUAGUCUAUCCCAUGUGAUCAAGCCUACAUGUUUAUACAGACAUGAUAGUGUUCACAAUAAUACAAAGAAAUAAACGAGUUGUUUGUCAAAUAAGUUAGUAAAAGGGCUUGAAAAAAGUUAACCAUAAUCGAAAUUAAACGUAGGAGUGUUGCUAUAAUUGUUUCAGUCUUUACAAUCAACUAUUUUAUUCGAACAUGAACCACUGAAACACCUCGAUUUCAAUGAGAAUAAUAUUUUUCCCCUGGAUUUCCUGCUCCCUUUUAACAAUCUUUUCCAAUGAAUUGCCUAUCAAGUCAACAAUAUGAUCCCGCAUGACAAAGAUCUAGUGAUAUGUGGUGUAUAUUGAAUUUGUGAUAUAGUUCAUCCUUUUUUGUUGUUAAAAUGCUCAUCAUCAUUGUUAUUCAAUCAAUCACUAAUAAAACGAUUUGCCCAAAGGUUAAAUUUUAACAAAAGAGAAGAACUCAUCUAUUUACAUGUUGUACCUAAUGUGCAUCAAAGGUAACAAGUAGUUGUCAUGACUUUUUCCUCAUACUAUAUCAUAUCCACCCUAUGAGUAAGAAAAAUAAUUUUCCUACCAGUUCGAAUCAAUCUGUGCAUUACAAUAAUAUCUUCCAGAAUUUUCUCUUUAAAAUGGGCGAUAACUGAGAUUUAAUGGUUGUGUUCCCAGGUCCUACUGCUAAUACUUGAAAACAGAAAUUACUACAAUUCCUGCGACACUAAGUACAAACACGGAAGACUUAAUAUAGUGAAGAUUGAUUAACUAUUUAAAAACAUAUCUUUACUGUUUGAACUACGAAUAGAUCUUGAUAAUCAAUGAAUUGGUCACUAAACAUAGAUGACUAUAUCAUAAAAUUAGGCAUCUAAACCAGUCAAUAUAACUAACACGGAGCUAUGGAGAUCAGCGCGAGCGGAACGACUAAAAAAGCGACUUAUUAAAAAAGGAACGAGUAUGACAUACGCUACUGUGAUACUUAGACAGAUAGACACAGGUAGUAUAUAGCAGGAAUUGGAAUUGGAAUACUUACCAGC